UUAUGGCUCGAAAUAGAAGGGCCUUCAGCGAUUAAAAAGCCAGGUGAUAAUUUGAAACCUCAGCUCUUUUUAUACGGCACAAGAAUUUGUGGCUGCAGGUUUUUUUCCCUCCCCUCAUUUUUUCCUUACAAGAAAAUACAUAUCAGAUGUGGAGCGCUUCAUUAACAAAGUUGAGGUUGUAAUUAUAAGAGUCUACAAGAGAUGGUCAAGCUACUUAAUAGCCUCAUAGAAGGUUGCUUGAAAGUCUAGAAAUAUGCCUUCAUAACUUGUAACGUAAUUUAUUUGAAACAGUGGGUUUCAGGUUUUUCUUUAAAACAGGCCUCUCACCAUGUCCCAGUAGGGGGUAUUGUGACAGCAAUAUAAAGCAUUCAAAAGUUACAGAGUUACAAUAAGUACGAGCUAAAAAUAUUAAUAGCUGAGUGUAUACAUAGAAUUAUAAAUUGUAAACACUGUUAAACUACAGAUCUAGAAAUACACGAUAUGUAAAGAAAGUCUGUUUUAGUCUGAAUUACCAAAGUGUGCUUCUCCGUGAAGAUAUGACACAGGUCGUGUUCCUGCCAGAUCAUGGAAAACCUUGGGGAUUUGUGCAGUUUCAUUACGUGCUAACAAACAACAAUAAUUGUCGCUUGGCUCGAUCUUAUGUUCUACGGUAGGUGACUUUCGUGUUAAAUAGCCUGUCCUCAGAGAGGGGGUCAGGGCGGAGUAGAGAGGAGGUUAAAUGCCGAGGGGGGUUAUUUUUCUUUUCUUUUCUUUUUUUUGAAGAGCCGGUACAGUGGCUUAUCUCGUGGUGGGAAAUGAGACAAGUCACCCCUCCAUCGGUGCGCUCAGAGAUCCAAUGCACGAGAGAGCGAGACGACCGGUAAAAAUGACUUUUACAAGUGGACAUGAAUCUUCAGCCACUACUUUGCGUGGAGAGCUGGGAAGAACAUUUAAAUGCACUCUUCACACAUUUCUCCAAAAACAGUGAUAUGUGCUGUUGUCCUUUUCCGCGUUCUUAAGAAUGGAAGAAACUAGUGUGAGUAACACUACCGUGUCCUCGCGGAGCAUGAUACCGACCAUUCCCUCGGUGAUGUUCAUCUUUGGGGUGGUGGGCAACGUCAUAGCCAUCGUUGUGCUUUGCAAAUCCAGAAAGGAGCAGAAAGAGACAACGUUUUACACUUUAGUGUGUGGGCUUGCUGUUACGGAUCUUUUGGGAACCAUCUUAGCCAGCCCCGUCACCAUCGCUACAUAUGUCAAAGGCUCGUGGCCGGACGGGGACCCGCUCUGCCAAUAUUUCGGAUUUGUCUUGCUUUUCUUUUCAUUGGCCGGACUUAGUUUAAUAUGUGCUAUGUCGAUAGAGAGAUACCUGGCAAUCAACCAUGCUUAUUUUUACAAUGAAUAUGUCAAUCAGAAACUGGCAGGCUUCACACUCUUCGGCAUAUAUGUAUCCAACAUACUUUUCUGCGCGUUACCCAGCAUGGGCUUUGGAGAGGUGAAAAUGCAGUACCCGCAAACCUGGUGUUUCAUUGACUGGAGGAGUAACGUGACGACGAACGCAGUCUACUCGUACAUGUACGCGGGGUUCAGCUCUGUCCUCAUCCUAGUUACGGUGAUCUGUAACGUGCUGGUGUGCGGGGCUCUGAUCCGAAUGCACCGGAGAUUCGUGCGGAGGAUGUCGCUCGGGAAUGAACCGGGACGCAGCAGCGGCUCAGAUAUCGGGAAAAGACGCAGCUUCGGUCGCUUGGCGGGUGCAGAAAUCCAAAUGGUCAUACUGCUGAUUUGCACGUCUGUCGUCAUCCUAAUUUGUUCAAUUCCUCUUGUUGCCCAGGUGUUCAUCAACCAGCUGUACCUGACAGAGGUGGAGAAGAGGAUUGAGAAGAACCCUGAUCUCCAAGCCAUCCGGAUUGCCUCAGUCAACCCCAUCCUUGACCCUUGGAUAUACAUCCUGCUUAGGAAAGCUGUGCUCCUGAAGCUUAUCCAGCACAUCAAGUGCCUCUUCUGCAAGGUGGGGGCCUGUCACCCAGGGCAACAGGGGGGCCGCCAGGGGACCUUCCACUGCCGGGACGGGGGGUCCCAGCAGCAGCUGUCGUCCAUCAUCUCACGGGACGGGGGGUCCCUGGCCUCUCGCGACCUGAGGGAGGUGAGCAGCACCUCUCAGACCCUCCUGUACCUGCCGGAGGGCUCCGAGGGCUCCACCUGGCAGGCGGAGGGGCCCCCUGUCCGUAAACCUCACCGUUCCAAAUGCCCCUCCCCGGAGGCAGAGGAAGGGGCGAGUCCCAUCCCAGAUGAGGCGUCGUCGGAGGGGAAGGAGCAGCCUCUGAAUGGGGCUCGUGUGGGCUAUCAGACAUUCCAGAAGGAGAGCAUCUGAGAUGUGCAGGAGAACUAAAAAAAAAAAAAAACACUGAAAAA
Messenger RNA from Clupea harengus (Atlantic herring), 2388 nucleotides. It is a transcript of the gene ptger4a, whose product is annotated as prostaglandin E receptor 4 (subtype EP4) a. Gene Ontology annotation, molecular function: prostaglandin E receptor activity. The record is from RefSeq and is a predicted model, not a curated record. Gene Ontology annotation, biological process: inflammatory response; negative regulation of inflammatory response; cellular response to prostaglandin E stimulus. NCBI's taxonomy places the organism in Eukaryota, Metazoa, Chordata, Actinopteri, Clupeiformes, Clupeidae. Gene Ontology annotation, cellular component: plasma membrane.